Molecule: messenger RNA, 1956 nt
Organism: Closterium sp. Naga37s-1
Lineage: Eukaryota; Viridiplantae; Streptophyta; Zygnematophyceae; Desmidiales; Closteriaceae
Source: the annotation of a GenBank genome assembly
AUGGUUCUGGCUGAUGAGUUCGGUAAGAACGGCGCAGCGAACGGAGCGGCGAACGGAGCCGCAAAAGCUGCCGCUGUGGAGGAGAAGAUUGGCGAAGGGUCGAAGGGUGUGGAGGAGCUUACUGUGGAGGAUCGGCCAUGGUUCGAGAAGGCUCGGGCUAGCAAUGUGCAGGUGUCCGUGACGCCAGGCGGGCGGUGGAAUCACUUCAAGACGUACUCCGUCAUCCAGCGCACCUUCGAGAUCUGGAGCUUCGUUAUUGCCUUCCUCGUUAAGGCGUGGCUGAUCAACCGGCCGUGGAUGUACCGCGGGGGAGUCACGGACGCGAAGAAGGGCGAGCGGCGGCGGGAGCUCGCGCGGUGGCUCAAGGAGGGGCUGCUGCGGCUGGGCCCCACCUUCAUCAAGAUCGGCCAGCAGUUCUCCACCCGCUCGGAUCUACUGGCUCAAGAGUACAUCGCAGAGCUCUCAGAGCUGCAGGACCAAGUGCCGCCGUUCGAAUCCGACACAGCCCUAGCCAUUGUGGAGUCGGAGCUAGGCAAGCCCAUCUACGAGGUGUUUGAGAGGUUCGACCGCGACCCCAUCGCGGCGGCCAGCCUGGGGCAGGUGCACCGCGCGCGGCUGCAGGGCAGGGAGGUGGUGGUGAAGGUGCAGCGGCCGGGGCUCAAGGACCUGUUUGACAUCGACCUCAAGAACCUGCGCGUGCUGGCCGUGAACCUCCAGAAGAUUGAUCCCAAAUCGGAUGGGGCUAAGCGGGACUGGGUGGCGAUUUACGACGAAUGCGCUUCGGUACUUUACGAGGAAAUCGACUACAUGAAGGAGGGGAAGAACGCGGACCGGUUCCGCGAGAACUUCAAGGACAUGGACUAUGUGAAGGUGCCCACCAUAUACUGGCAGUACACGACAUCGCAGAUGCUGGUGAUGGAGUAUACUCCAGGCAUCAAGAUCAACCGUAUUGAUGCGCUGGAUAAACUGCAGGUCGACAGGAAGAGGCUGGCUCGCUACUGUGUGGAGUCGUACCUGGAGCAGAUCCUCAGCCACGGGUUCUUCCAUGCCGACCCGCAUCCUGGCAACAUUGCAGUGGACGAUGUCAAUGGCGGCCGGCUCAUCUUCUACGAUUUCGGCAUGAUGGGAACCAUCCCCUCGGAUAUCCGUGAAGGAUUAGUCGAAGCAUUUUACGGGGUGUAUGAGAAGGACCCCGACAAGGUGUUGGACGCCAUGGUGCAGAUGGGUGUGCUCGUGCCCACAGGCGACCGCACCGCUGUGCGGCGCACGGCCCAGUUCUUCCUCAACUCGUUUGAGGAGCGCCUGGCACAGCAGCAGGCGGAGGCCAAGGCGAGCGCGCCCAUGACCAAGGAAGAAGCGCUGGCUAAGAGGAAGAUGCGGCUGUCGGCUAUCGGAGAGGACCUGUUGGCCAUCGCAGCUGACCAGCCGUUCCGAUUCCCAGCCACCUUCACCUUUGUGGUGCGCGCCUUCUCAGUGCUGGACGGCAUUGGCAAGGGGCUGGACACCAAAUUUGACAUCUCCGAGAUUGCCAAGCCCUAUGCUCUGGAGCUCCUUCGCUUCCGGGAGGUGGGCACCGAGCUUUUCUUCAAGGACUUGAAGAAGCGGUGGGACCGCCAAUCCCAGGCCUUCCGGAACCUUCUCAGGCAGCCCAGCCGCGUGGAGAAGCUUGCUGACGUCAUCCUGAGACUGGAGCAAGGUGACUUGAAGCUGAGAGUGCGGACUCUGGAGAACGAGAGAGCGUUCAAGAGAGUGGCGACUAUGCAAAACACCAUUGGCAGCGCCAUAGCAGCAGCCACCCUGAUGAAUGUGGCUUCAGCCAUGCACAUUGCCUCCCGCAAAACGCCUGCUACGUUGCUCCUGCUGGCCAGUGCCAUGUUUGGCAUGCGCGUUCUGAUUGGUCUCAUGCAAGUGAAGAAGCUGGACGAGCAGGAGAAGCUUAUUAUGGGUGUUGCAUGA